AUGGCAACAGAUAAAGAGCAUCAAUCCGUCAGGUCGUCGCUGUUCUCAUCCAUCUCCCUACAUUGCCAUCACUUGCUCUCCAUCGCCCUAAGACCUUUCAGAAGGCACUUGUCUCCAGCACCAUCCAAAGCACAGUCUGUAUUAGAGUCUCCAGCACUCCCACCUCGACCAGCACAAGCACCGCCAGUCGUUGAACAACGUCUCGUCUUCGCCUUCCAAGCCAUCGUACCUCGCCCUGUCACACCUCAAAAGCCUGCCGAUCUCCCAGCACCUCCUGUUCCAGCUCGCCCACGUUCCGUCUCUGGCGACUACCUCAAAGACAAGCGAUUGGAACUGCAAAACUCGGAUUAG
Molecule: messenger RNA, 351 nt
Organism: Aureobasidium pullulans EXF-150
Lineage: Eukaryota; Fungi; Ascomycota; Dothideomycetes; Dothideales; Saccotheciaceae
Exons: 1
Coding region: 1-351 (116 amino acids)
Source: RefSeq, a predicted model, not a curated record